GAGUCACAUGAUCUUGUUGAGGCAGACGGGCUGAGGAGGAAAAUGGCUGCGUUCCUGCAGUGGAGACGGUUCGUGUUUUUUGAUAAAGAAACGGUGAAGGAUCCGAAUGAAAAUGUUAAGAACUUUGCUCUGCCUCACGGGAUCUCGGCCUGUGAUUCCGGCCGGGGGCACAUUGUGCUCGGAGAUAUGGAUGGUCAGAUCUGGUUUUUAACGCGCUCUCUGCAGCUGACCGCCUUUCAAGCCUACAAGCUGCGAGUGACGCACCUGUACCAGUUAAAGCAGCACAGCAUACUGGUUUCUGUGGGACAGGACGAGCAUGGCAUUAACCCACUGGUCAAGGUAUGGAACACAGAUAAGAGGGACAGUGGCAGUCCUCUGUGCACCCGCAUAUUCCCAGCCAUUCCUGGGAACAAACCCACAGAAGUGUCCUGUCUCAGUGUACAUGAGAACCUGAACUUCAUGGCCAUAGGCUUUACAGAUGGCAGUGUAGUUCUGACUAAAGGUGACAUCACCAGAGACAGACACAGUAAAACAUUAACUCUUCACGAGGGAAACUGCCCGGUCACUGGUCUGGCUUUCCGCCAGGCAGGAAAAGUCACCCACCUGUUUGUAGCCACUCUUGAGAAAGUACAGUGUUACACGCUAUCAGUUAAAGAGUACCCCCGUGUGGAGUUGGACACACACGGCUGUGCCCUGCGCUGUUCUGCCCUCACAGACCCCUCUCAGGACUCUCAGUUCAUUGUAGCAGGAGACGACUGUGUGUAUCUGUACCAGCCUGAUGAAAGGGGGCCUUGCUUUGCCUUUGAUGGACAUAAGAUCCUGGCCCACUGGCACCGGGGCUACUUACUGCUGCUUACACGAGACACCAAGUCACCUAACAAGCCUGACUUUGGGAGCAGAGAGACUUCUCCAACAGAAAAACAAGUCUUAACAAUUUAUGACUUGGACAAUAAGUUCAUCGCCUACAGUGCACCAUUUGAUGACAUCAUAGAUGUCCUGGCAGAGUGGGGUUCGUUCUACGUCUUGACAAGAGACAAAAAAAUGUACAUGCUGCAAGAGAAGGACACCCAGACGAAGUUAGAGAUGCUAUUUAAGAAGAACCUGUUUGUGAUGGCCAUCAACCUCGCAAAGAGCCAACAUCUGGAUAAUGAUGGCCUGUCUGAGAUAUUCAGACAGUAUGGAGAUCAUCUCUACAUCAAAGGAGACCAUGAUGGAGCGAUUCAGCAGUAUAUUCGAACCAUUGGAAAACUUGAACCUUCGUAUGUCAUCCGUAAGUUCCUGGAUGCUCAGAGAAUCCACAACCUAACGGCGUACCUGCAGGCUCUCCACAGGCAGUCUCUGGCCAAUGCAGAUCACACCACACUGCUGCUCAACUGCUACACUAAACUGAAGGACAGCUCCAAGCUGGAGGAAUUCAUUAAGAGCAGUGAAAGUGAGGUGCAUUUUGACGUGGAGAUAGCCAUAAAAGUGCUGCGUCAGGCUGGUUAUCACAGUCACGCUGUGUUCCUGGCAGAGAAACAUUCACACCAUGAAUGGUAUUUGAAAAUCCAGCUGGAGGAUUUAAAGAAUUACCAGGAGGCACUGCGCUACAUAGGGCGACUGCCGUUUGAGCAGGCAGAGACCAAUAUGAAGCACUACGGUAAAACUCUGAUGCACCAUGUUCCUGAGAGCACCACUGUGCUGCUGAAGAGGCUCUGUACAGAUUACCAGCCCAGCAAAGACUCCACUGACCAGGACAGUCUGGACAGGUCCAUGGUUGAUAAGGCCAAUUCUGAAGAGUUCAUCCCCAUCUUUGCCAAUAACCCACGAGAGCUACGUGCAUUCCUUGAGCACAUGAUCAAAGUGGAACCAUCAUCACCACAGGGUGUGUAUGAUACUCUGCUGGAGCUUCGACUGCAGGACUGGGCCCAUGAACAGGAACCUGAGAAGAAGAAGGCCCUACAGGAGGCAGCAUUGUCACUGCUGAGGCGAGAGAACACCGUGUUUGAUAAGGCUCUGGUGCUCUGCCAAAUGCACAACUUUAAAGAGGGAGUGCUCUACCUCUAUGAAAAGGGCAAGCUGUACCAGCAGAUCAUGCACUACCACAUGCAGAAUGAGGAGUACUCGAAGGUCGUGGAGGCGUGCAAGACCUAUGGUGAUAAGGAGGUUUGUCUGUGGGAGCAGGCCCUGGGCUACUUUGCGCGAAAAGAAGAAGACUGCAAAGCUUACAUAAGUGAAGUCCUACAACACAUUGACCAGAAUAACCUCAUGCCACCUCUUCUGGUGGUGCAGACACUGGCUCAUAACUCCACAGCAACACUGUCUGUGAUUAAGGAUUACCUGAUUAAUAAACUGCAGAGGGAGAGCCAGCAGAUUGAGGAGGAUGAACGGAAGAUCCGGCAGUACCGUGAGGAGACAGCACACCUACGCUCUGAGAUCCAAGAGCUCCGUACCAGCGCAAAGAUUUUCCAGAAGACGAAGUGUAGUAUGUGUAACAGCCCUCUGGAAUUGCCGUCAGUGCAUUUCCUGUGUGGCCACUCUUUCCAUCAGCAUUGUUUUGAGAGCUAUGCUGAGAGUGAGGCUGAGUGCCCCACCUGCACGCCAGAGAACAGGAAGGUGAAGGACAUGCUGCGAGCACAGGACCAGAAACGAGACUUGCAUGAUCAUUUCAACAGACAGUUGAAGAGCUCCAAUGACGGCUUCUCAGUGGUGGCAGAUUACUUUGGCCGUGGCGUAUUCAAUAAACUCACUCUGAUCACAGAUCCUCCUGGUGGCAAGGCUGGAUCCGGAGGUUUGGAAGCGGAUCUACAGAGAGACUUGCUCAUUCACACUAAAAGAAAUGUCUGAGGAUCAGGCUCUCAUCGACAUCAUACUUCUCAAAUUUCGAGCUACAAACCAGGUUCAGUUUUUGUGCUUCAAGUUCUGUUGGCCUUAUUGCCUUGAGGAGUUGGUGGUACAUCAUAUUGUGUGAAGCUUGGUUCAAAAUCUAUUCUGUCUGUGCUCUUUCAAAUCACUCCUGCAAAAUGAAGUUUUUGUAACAUGAAGAAAUAUCUUAAUCCCUGAGAAGAAAUUUAAAGACACUUUGGAGCAAACAUGAACGAAUCAUCCUAUACAGCUACCUGUGGCCUAAUCUAGCAGAAACUGCUUUUGUAUGCCUGUAAAUGACCUGUGAAUAUAACUAACGUAUGAAUGUUGUCCCUUUUUAUGCUUUUUUUCUUUUGCAAUUUGCUAUGACUAAUAUGUUCUUGGCGUUUAAUUGUAUGUUAUCCUGUAGAUGCACCAUGAGACUUUAAAUGAACAUUCAGUUGCUGCCGUCUACAGUAGAGCUUAUUAUCAAUACAAAGAAAUGUAAUGUCUUUUCAAAUUUAUGGUAUUAACUAAUAUAAAAAAUCUGUUUACUUGGAUGUGCAUGAAAUGUCCAUCACUGUGCACAGUACUUGUUCUGGUAAAUUGGUCAUUGUUACACUAACGACAACAUAAAAAUAAAGAACUAAAACAUA
Astyanax mexicanus (Mexican tetra) is the source of this 3479-nucleotide messenger RNA. It is a transcript of the gene vps11, whose product is annotated as VPS11 core subunit of CORVET and HOPS complexes. Gene Ontology annotation, biological process: organelle fusion; endosome organization; vesicle-mediated transport. Lineage: Eukaryota; Metazoa; Chordata; Actinopteri; Characiformes; Acestrorhamphidae. The coding region runs from base 43 to 2826 and encodes 927 amino acids. The transcript has 16 exons. Gene Ontology annotation, cellular component: endosome; HOPS complex. The record is from RefSeq and is a predicted model, not a curated record. Gene Ontology annotation, molecular function: protein binding; protein-macromolecule adaptor activity.